Pygocentrus nattereri (red-bellied piranha) is the source of this 1822-nucleotide messenger RNA. It is a transcript of the gene pabpn1, whose product is annotated as poly(A) binding protein, nuclear 1. Lineage: Eukaryota; Metazoa; Chordata; Actinopteri; Characiformes; Serrasalmidae. The record is from RefSeq and is a predicted model, not a curated record. The transcript has 7 exons. Bases 354 to 1211 code for a protein of 285 amino acids. Gene Ontology annotation, molecular function: RNA binding.
AGUGUUCUGGAAGACGCGGCGCAGCGAAUAAAACACAUGCGGGUUUCAGAACAUGUUCAUGUAAAAUAAGAGAAAUUGAUUUUAUUUUAUUACGGGGGGAUUAAAGCCGAUCCAGCUGUUGCUGUUGCGCGUUAGAGUGGGUUACAGAAAAAGGUCUUGAGUUUUUUUUGUUGUUUGUUUUUUUAAAAAAACGAAAGGACAGGCCUUUUAUUCCUCUUUAACCCCCUCCGCUGUGUGAGUGUGUGGAUCUUUUUUUGCCCCUCCUGCCCCACUAUCUGCCCCCCCUCAGGGGUGAGUCGGGCCCUUACCGCACAACCACGAGGCGAGGAGUGGAGCAGCGGGAAACGGGCGGCAUGGCUGAGUUUGGGAACGGGCUGGCGGAGGAGUCGCUGCUGGACUCAGACCCCGGGCAUCCGGAGCUGGAAGACCCGGGCGUGGGCGACGAAGAGCCGGGCUUGGAAGAGGGAGAGGCCGCUAUCGAGGACCCGGAGCUGGAGGCCAUUAAAGCCCGUGUGAGAGAGAUGGAGGAGGAAGCGGAGAAACUGAAGGAGCUUCAGAACGAGGUGGAGAAACAGAUGAACCUCAGUCCUCCGCCUGCUGGUCCUGUCAUCAUGUCCAUUGAAGAGAAGAUGGAGGCAGAUGGAAGAUCAAUCUAUGUUGGGAAUGUGGAUUAUGGUGCAACAGCAGAAGAGCUGGAGGCUCACUUCCAUGGCUGUGGCUCUGUUAAUAGAGUCACCAUCUUGUGUGACAAGUUCACAGGACACCCCAAAGGGUUUGCAUAUAUUGAGUUUGCAGACAAGGAGUCUGUUCGGACAGCCAUGGCGCUGGACGAGUCCUUAUUCCGAGGGAGGCAGAUAAAGGUUGGGGCUAAGAGAACAAAUCGGCCCGGAAUCAGCACCACAGACCGCGGGUUCCCCCGGGCCCGUUUCCGUUCACGUGGAGGGAACUUCUCAUCUCGGGCUCGAUACUACAGUGGCUACACACCCCCUAGAGGCAGAGGACGGGCCUUCAGGUUUCAGGACCAGUGGAGGCUGACCACCCCGCCCCCCGUGGCCGCAGCGCCCCCUACUGUCUCGGCAGCGUCUCUAUCUCUCUCUGCUCCUGCUAUACACACUCACCCCAUCCUGUCUGUGUGGGGGGGAGGGGGAGGGGGGCAGGGAGACCACCGGCCCACUGCAGGCGGCAUUUACUACAGUAGUAACAAGCGCUGAAGCUUUUACUCCCCCCCCCCCCCCCCAACCCCCCCUCCCCCCCAACCCCCUUCACCCCACUGGCUGACAUGCAUCAGGCCCACACAAACACAUACACGCACACUACACACGUCCACCACAUAUUUAAAAUGGCGACAGCUAAAAGCUGCACGAUGGCUGCAGCAGCUGGUUUAAAAUUGCAAGUGAUUGAGGCAGGAGCAGAGAGGGGUUAUUAAGGGGGGGAUACAAAAAAAAUGUUUAGGAGCCCUGAAUUUUCAGCACGCCGUGCAAUUCCGGCACGAUUCGAGGACUGACAUGUGGGCCACAGGAAUCGGCUAUUUAAAGAAGGAAGGGUGCAGAGCUUUUGCCGGAACGGGGGGGAGGUGGGAGGGGGUUGAAGAGGGGGUGGUUUUGGGGAGACUUGUAUGGAGAGGGAUAUUUUUUUUCCCCUUUUUUUUAUUUUUUUAAUUUUUUCCCCUUUUGGGUUUUUUUUCCCCCCUUUUUGUUUUCUUUUCGUUUUUUGAGAUGGGGAGUGGGUUUGGAGGGGAAAAAAGUUUUGCUUUUUUAUUUUUAUUUUUAACCCAUGAGUCUGUAAUUAGAAAAAAAAAAAUAAAAGACAUUGUAAAAAUUAA